Molecule: messenger RNA, 2126 nt
Organism: Paramecium pentaurelia
Lineage: Eukaryota; Ciliophora; Oligohymenophorea; Peniculida; Parameciidae
Source: the annotation of a GenBank genome assembly
AUGAGUAAAAAAGAGGGAGAUUGUAUUGAUGCUUUGUGUUUUCCUAAUGCAGAAGAUUAUCAAAAUGAUUUUGAUACAGCUAAUUAAGUACUUUUGGGAUCAGGAUCUUAUGGAUAAGUUUAUAAAAUGAUAUUUAAAUCGAACCCUUCUUAAAGUUGUGCAGUAAAAAUAGUUCAGUGCAUUAAGUAAUAUCUUUUAUAUUCUAGUAAAAAAUCAUAUGAUUCAGCUUUAAAAGAGGUUUAAUUGAACAGGUAAAUUAAUAUUCAUCCUAAUAUUAUAUACUUUGACAAAAUUUAUGCAUGGUCUGAAACUAUUCCAGUUUAGAAAUAUAUUUUAGUAUUUCAAAUGAAAUUGGCUAUGGGUAGUUUAAAAGAUCUAAAAGAUAAUGAAAUUAAAGCAAACAGAAAAACAUUUAAUGGUAUAUUUACAUUCAAAAAUUUGUAGAAAUAAGUUUCUUAAAUAUUAUAAAUCAAUUAUUAUAAGCAUUUCAAUUUUUAUAAUAGAAAGAACUUUAUCAUAGAGAUAUUAAGCCAGAAAAUAUCUUAUAUGAUAAAGAAAACGAUAAAAUUAUAGUAAGAAUUGCUGAUUUUGGUGUUAGUAAAGCAUUGGAACAUUUUAAAAAUAAUUUUAAAAAUACUCUUGUUGGUACACCACUUUAUUUAUCACCAAAAUUAUGGGAAGCUUAUAUUAAUGGUUAAUAUAAUGAUGUUAAGUAAUAUUAUAUAAUAUUUCUCUAGACAUAAUUUAGAAAAAUCUGAUGUAUUUUCUUUAGGAGUUACUCUCAUUUAAACUUAUUUAUUGUUAUAAGAUCAUGAUAUUGCUGGAUUAAAUGAUUAAAAAUAAAACAAAAUCCCUAAUAUUUUAUAAAAGAUUUAUCAUGAUAAAAUCAAAGAAUUAUUGACAGGAAUGUUAAAUUAUGAUGAAAAAUCUAGAUUUACUUGGUAAUAGUCAAUAAAUUGUCUUAAUGGAAUAGAUAAGAUUAAUGGAAGCAUAGAGUAAAAUUAAGGAGGAAGUCUUUAAAAUAGAGAAAAACAUUAUGCUUUACAUAUUCCUUAUGAAAAGACUAUUACAAAUAAAUCAUAAUCUAUUAAAUUGAGAAAAAUAAAUUAGAUUUAUUGUUAAGAAUUGAAUGAAAUUACAAAAGGAUAAAUUGCUGAUGAUUAAAGUAUCAUAGUUUUUAGUGAUAAUUACUUUAUUGAAAUUAAUUUUGAAGGAUAAGUUAUUCUAAAAAAACAAAUUUAAAGUAUCUAUAAUAUAUAUAUAUAUAUUUAUUUUAGAUCUAAAAUGUGUAUGUUUGAUUGAAUAACCAAGGAAAAUUAUAGGAUUAUUUGAAAAUAAUACAAUCUAAAUUUUGGAUGAUGAUUUGUCUCAACCAUUUAGUUUAACUUCAUCAACAUAAUAAAUUAAUGUUAUAAGUUAAAUGACAGAAGCUAACGUUCUUUUUGGGUUUGGAAAUGGAGAGGUACAAGUAUUAUAACAUUUUGACAAAACUUUUAAAGUAUUAAAUACAUUGAAAGAUCAUACAGCUUAGGUUAAUUUAAUCUAUUUUGAUAAACUCAAUCAGAUGUUGAUUACUUCUGAUAGUUCUCGAAUAUUAAGUGUUAGAUUUUUAUUUAACAAUAAAUUGUAGAUAUUUCUUAUUACUAAUUAGUUCUUAUCUAAAAUUAGAUUAUAUAGCAUAACAUGUGGAAUUAUUGAAUGAUACAUAAAUUGUAGUAAAUGGAUAAAAAUUGAAUGAAAUUUUAAUUUUGCAUAUCUCUCAUUUAUAAAAAGAACCUGGAAUUAAAUUAGAAAUUAAAUAAACUUUAUCUCUACAAACUGGAUGUGUAUUAUCCUUAAUUAAUUUAAGUGAAAAAUGCUUAUUUGUAUCAACUGAAAAAGAAAUAAUUAUUUAUGAAUUAUAAUCAAUUCAAUAAGACUCAGGGCAUCUUUUCAAUAAUGAUAUGUAAUAAACAUUUUAUUAUUGUAAUUGGAUAAGAGAUCGUGGAUAUUUGAUUACUAAUGAUGGAUAAAGAAUUAUGAAAUGGGAAAUUGAUUAUGAAAAAAAUUAAUUAUUUGGGACAAAUCGUAUUGUUAAACCUUAAAAAAAGAAGUGUUGUUGUUGUGAAAGUUGUUCUAUAAUGUGA